This is a messenger RNA of Suricata suricatta (meerkat), 2459 nucleotides long. It is a transcript of the gene TMX4, whose product is annotated as thioredoxin related transmembrane protein 4. The record is from RefSeq and is a predicted model, not a curated record. The coding region runs from base 207 to 1241 and encodes 344 amino acids. NCBI's taxonomy places the organism in Eukaryota, Metazoa, Chordata, Mammalia, Carnivora, Herpestidae. The transcript has 8 exons.
CCUCGGCGUGGCCUGGCGGAUAAGAGGCGGCGCUGGCUGCCCGCAGUCUAAGCUGGGACUGUUUGUGCCUGCGGGGCGGAGGCGGGGCGCCCCGGCACCACCUCUGACUACCUGUAAAGGCCCGGGCUUGCAAGCUAGCGUGGAUCCGGGCUCAUCGCUUCCUCUCCUCACAUCCCCUGCGGAGGAGACUCGCUCCACGCCCCAACAUGGCGGGCGGGCGCUGGGGCCCGCUGCUGACGGCGCUCCUGACCGCCCAGGUCACGGUGGCGGAGGAGGCCGGCCCCGAGCAGACCGCGCUCCCGGAGGAGCGGAGCUGGGUGCGGCCCAUGACCGCCUCCAACUGGACGCUGGUGAUGGAGGGCGAGUGGAUGCUGAAAUUUUACGCCCCUUGGUGUCCAUCCUGCCAGCAGACUGACUCGGAAUGGGAGACAUUUGCAAAGAACGGCGAAAUACUUCAAAUCAGCGUGGGGAAAGUCGAUGUCAUUCAGGAGCCAGGUUUAAGUGGCCGCUUCUUUGUCACUACUCUCCCAGCAUUUUUUCAUGCAAAGGAUGGAAUAUUCCGCCGUUACCGUGGCCCAGGAAUCUAUGAAGACCUGCAGAAUUAUAUCUUAGAGAAGAAAUGGCAAUCAGUUGAGCCUCUGACUGGCUGGAAAUCCCCAGCUUCUCUGACGAUGUCUGGAAUGGCUGGUCUUUUUAGCAUCUCUGGCAAGAUAUGGCAUCUUCACAACUAUUUCACAGUGACCCUUGGAAUUCCUGCUUGGUGCUCUUAUGUCUUUUUCAUCGUGGCCACUUUGACUUUUGGCCUUCUCAUGGGUCUGGUCUUGGUGGUAAUAUCAGAAUGCUUCUGUGUACCACUUCCAAAGCAUUUAUCUGAGCGCACUGAGCAGACUCGGAGGUCAGAGGAGGCUCACAAAGCUGAACGGUUGCAGGACGCAGAGGAGGAAAAAGAUGAUUCAAAUGAAGAAGAAAACAAGGACAGCCUUGUAGAUGAUGAAGAAGAGAAAGAAGACCUCGGUGAUGAGGACGAAGCAGAGGAGGACGAGGAGGAGGACAGUGCGGCCGCUCACGUGGAUGAGGAGAGGAAAGAUGCCCAGGACCAGGGGCCCCUGAGAGAGGUCCAGGAGGACGGAGAACCUGAGCCUGACGAAGAGGCGCCUGCACAGCCCAGCCCAGCCGAUGCAGACGUGGUGGAAGACACAUUGAGGCAGCGCAAAAGUCAGCAUGCCGAUAAGGGACCAUAGGUCUAAUGACAGUGUUUCUGAGAAUUCAGACCAAAGGACUGUGUCUGCUUCCCUCUGGUCUGCUGUGUAAAUCAAAUCCAUACUUUUUCCUGAAUGAGCAGCUUCUCUUAAAAAAUGAUCUCUAGUCAUGUAGUCUCAUGGCAUUAAGCCUCAUGUAUAUUAAUGAGAGUCUUUCAGGCAUGACAAUCAGGAAACGGGAAAACAAACAUGGUGUUAGGAUCUGUUUGAGCACUUGGCAUGGGCACAAGUUCAUUUGCUUCGGGGCUAGAGUUUCGACCUGAGAAAGCACCCUGCAGGCUCCAUAAAAUGAAAGCAAAGCAACUUGAGUGUCCUCACCCGCAGCAGACGUCUUGUGGAAGUUUCGUGUGAAGUAUUUGUUUCUGUCAAAUGUAAGAAACAUCAGCCACCAUGGUGGAGAGACAGUUUUUAGAGGUAGAAAUUGAGAGGGCCCUGGAUAUUAUGGUAGAGAACAGCUUGGACGUCAUCCCAACUCUCUAAAUCUCCUUUGUUGAUUUAUGUUUUACCUUUAGUAUCUCCAGCCUUCCAACCAUGGGCCUGCAGGGGCCCCACGUGCUUCCCAAGACUUCCUCAGUGAUAGGCCGCAGGCAGCAGCUGCGUGACAUCACUGUGUCCGUUCUUGACUUAAGGGUUUACAUAAUCCGGAACCAAAGUCCGUGAAGCCGUGACUGCCAAGCAUCUUGAAUGAAACGUUGUAACCUUUGGAGAUUCAAAAGGAAGUAGGGGUUUUAUCGGAGAGACUUUUGUUUUUGUUUUUUGCCAAAAUGUAGUAAUUAUUUUUUUUUCCCAAAAAGUUCCUUUAGCAAUAUUCCUUUUGAAGCCAGAAGUGCCCUAAGUGUUGCCAGUACAAGGUAGUCUUGUGAAGAGAACUUGAAUACUUUGUUGUUUUACUUCCAUCUCAAGGGGUUCCCCUGGCUCUUGAACCACUUUAUUAUUAACUGCAAAACCGUUUCUGGUUUUCCUUCAGUGAUGUGCUUUUGGUGAAAGAAUUAAUGAAAGUGAAUAUCUGGAAAUGAAAGAUUUGGUUUUGUUUCCUUCUUCCUUAAUCUUGUAAAGAAUUUUAUCCCUGUAAAUCUCUCAAUACUCAAUCUACUAAAAGUAUCCAGGGGGCCUGAUGUCUUUUAAAGAAUCCAUCCAUCUACUUCUGUCUUACCUGAUUUAUGUCUUAGAAUAAAUUCAGAAUAUUAGAGUCCAAGCUUA